Messenger RNA from Acanthamoeba castellanii str. Neff, 531 nucleotides. RefSeq lists its product as uncharacterized. The coding region runs from base 1 to 531 and encodes 176 amino acids. The transcript has 2 exons. Lineage: Eukaryota; Discosea; Longamoebia; Acanthamoebidae. The record is from RefSeq and is a predicted model, not a curated record.
AUGAAGGACAAGAACCCAGGCGACACUACCCUGGAGCUGGUGAUGAUUGAGCAGCCGCUGCGCAUCGCGGCCUCGUUCUACUCGCCGCCGCAGCCGCGCAUCUUCACGGACGAGUGGAGCAUUUCAGCGUCGACGCGGCGCCCAUCAACCAUCGGCCCCGCAAUCUUCUACUUCUUCUUAAUCAUCAUCACCGUCGCCAUCACCUUCGUUCUCACUGCUGUUGCUACAAUGCUCGGCUUCAGCUUCGGCCUGGGCUUCUUCGGGGCCACCGAUCGAGGUCGGGACGAAGCGCAAGCGGACCUGGGCGGCCACGACCGACCGCUGGUUGAGGCCGAGGCGGAGGACUGGCGGCGCGCGCUGGUGGCUCGGCUGCCUCGGCACAUCUGGGCCUCGCCGGAUCCCUGCGGCGGAAGCAACGAGCGCUCGUCAAUGUUGCUGUUCGGCGAGGAGGUCCUACUGCACGUGGGCCACACCUGCAUCGUCACGCGCGACAACAACGCCACCCGCUACCGAAUCCGCCACUUCGGCUGA